Messenger RNA from Sipha flava (yellow sugarcane aphid), 4152 nucleotides. RefSeq lists its product as uncharacterized. Bases 1 to 4152 code for a protein of 1383 amino acids. The transcript is spliced from 5 exons. NCBI's taxonomy places the organism in Eukaryota, Metazoa, Arthropoda, Insecta, Hemiptera, Aphididae. The record is from RefSeq and is a predicted model, not a curated record.
AUGGGGCUCGAUGAACUCGACCAGAAGGUAUUAAGUGAUUUAAAAAGGAAGCGAGGUGUAAUUAAGGCUUCACUAACACGAAUUCGCACAUUUUUGAAUAAAUUCAAUGUAAGGGAAGAUUCCAUUACUUUGCUUGAAUUUAGACAAGAAGAACUGCCGACAAUUAAUCGUAAAUUCGACGAUAUUCAGGUUCAAAUUGAGCUGCUUGAUAUUGAAAAUCUAGAAGGAAAUGAAUCUGAAAGAGAAGACUUUGAAAAUAAUUACUUUGCGAUUAGAUCGGAAAUGCAAGAUUUAAUCAACGCAGAAAAAAGUCACAAUUCGUCCAUUCAAAAUAAUUCAACAAAUACAAUAUCUGUUCAUAGAGCUCGGCUGGCACCAAUAUCUUUGCCCAAAUUUGAUGCUCAGAAAUUUGCAUAUUUAAGAUCCUCACUUUCUGGUGCUGCAUUGGAUGUGAUUAAGGCAAUUCCAAUCACUGAAAACAAUUAUCUUAUAGCAAUAAAAAGGUUACAACAACGAUACGAACACAGGAGUAUGGUAAUACAAUCUCACAUUCGUGCAAUAUUGGAUUCUCCUCAAGUAGAGUCCGCAGUUGCAAAUCAGCUACAGGCAUUACAUUCGAAUAUUGUUUCACAUGUAGCAGCACUUGAAGCACUAGGACAACCAGUAAAUAUGUGGGAUGCAUGGUUAGUAACAGUUUUGCUUAGAAAAGUUGACCAUGGAACAUGUCACGAAUGGCAACUGCGUCGUAAGGACAAUGAGCUACCAAAGUAUAAGGAAUUGGAGGAGUUUCUGGCAAGCCGUUGUAUAGCUUUUGAAAAUUCAGAAACAUGGGACAGUAGUAAUACGGGAACCAAGAAGAAGUGGAUCAAUACCGGAAAAAGAAUUACUUUAGCUGCCACGGAACAGAAGAGGAUGUUAGCGUCUGAACAAGAUAAGCGCGAAAGCUGUGGUCAUUGCUCAGGAACACAUAGACUUUAUUAUUGUGAAUCAUUCAAAAAACUUUCCGUUUCCGAUAGGGUGAAUGUUGUCCGUCAUGCAAGACUAUGCUUCAACUGUUUUUCACCAGCUCAUAUGGCAGAUAAAUCAACUAAUUCCGAAUCAGAAAGCGUACAAAAUGAUCCGUUGGUAGAAAUUAAUGGCGAUUCAAGGAUAUCAAUUCCUGCCAAGGUGACUAAUGGGCACGUAUUUUUGUCAACAGCUAUAGUAUGGGUAACGGAUGAUCACGGUAAUAAUGUUAAGUGUCGCACCAUCUUGGAUACCGGAUCACAAGUUAAUUUCAUUUCGAAAAAAUUGUUAAACACACUUAAGUUGAGCUCUAAAAGGGUCAAACUACCAGUUAGAGGAAUAGGUGCAAGUAGUAUACAAUCAGCAGCAGCAGUUGAGGUUAAAGUAAAGUCUAGAGUAAAAUUAUUUGAUACAACUCCAACAGAAGGUUGGCAAAUUCCAAAUAAGUAUGUGAACGAAUUAGCGGACCCCACAGUUUUUGAAUCUGGUGCGAUCGACCUGUUAAUAGGUGGUGGUGUUUUUUAUGACUUGUUAGAAAGCGAACGAGUUCGUUUGAGUAACAGCUAUUUGUGUUUGCAAGACACUAAGUUCGGUUGGUUAGUCACUGGUGAAUGUAGUACCCAUUGCUUGCUAUCUACCUGUUCUAUCGGUCAAGAGAUUGAAGAAGACUGGACAGCUUUACGUAAAUAUGAAGAUGAAGUCUACGGAAGUUUAUCUAAAAACAACAAGAAAAGUAUAGAAGCACAGGAAGCAAUGGAACAUUUCUUAGCGACGGCUAAACGCAACGAGGAAGGUCGCUUUGUACUUCGAUUGCCCGUCAAGUCAGAACCAAUAUGCUUGGGAAACAGUUUAAACAUAGAAAGAUCCAGAUUUUUAAACGUCGAAAGAAGAUUACAACGUGACGAAAAUUUGCGUUUGGAGUAUGUGAAAUUUAUGGAAGAAUAUUUAAGAAUGGGUCAUAUGCGUGAAGUUAAUGAAAGGGAAAUACCACUUAGAUCUUGCUACCUACCACACCACGCAGUAGCAAAGACGUCAAGUAUCACUACAAAGGUGCGAGUGGUAUUUGAUGCAUCAGCUAAAAGCUCAAAUGGACAUUCACUCAAUGACGUACUACUUUGCGGUCCUACCAUACAAGACGAUGUGUUUACCUUUUUGUGUCGUUUCCGAAAACAUAUGUUUGUAAUAACCGCAGACGUCGAAAAAAUGUAUCAGCAGGUAAAGGUAGCAGAAGAGGACUGUGAUCUACAGAGAAUAGUCUGGAGGCCAUCACCUAACGAAGAAAUGCGUACGUAUCGUUUGAUGACUGUGACAUAUGGAACAGCCUCAGCAUCAUUUAUGGCAACCCAAUGUUUAGCGUCGUUGGCCGAAGAACAUGAAAAAACAAAUCCCAGAGCCUCCAAGGCUAUUAAAGGUGACUUUUACAUGGAUGAUCUGAUGUCUGGAAGUGAUCAAGAGGAAGACUGUUUAGAAUUGCAUCGCGAAAUAGUUUCUAUAAUGGAUUCCGCUAAAUUCCCUCUACGAAAGUGGUGUUCGAAUUCCGCAUUUUUACGUGAUAAAAUUAAUAAUAGUAACAAAGAACCACUAUUCGCAUUAAAAAUCGGUGAUGAAGACACUAUAAAAUCUCUUGGGUUAUAUUGGAAACCAGUUAUGGACGAAUUUCAAUUUAACGUAUCAGCUAGUUUAAGGCGGAACAAGUUGACUAAGCGUGCGAUCCUGUCCGACUUAAAUCGUGUCUUCGACCCAUUAGGACUAUUGACUCCUAUUUUAGUUAAAGGGAAAAUAUUUCUACAACAAUUAUGGCAAAUAAAGGCCGAUUGGGAUAGUAUAUUAUCAAAGGAACUACAAGGCAAGUGGUUCAACUUUUACGAUGAAUUGAAGGAAGUUCAAUCCAUACACAUUCCUAGAGGAGUACUGACAGCAAAAAAGAAAGAUUUUGAAGUCCAUGGAUUUUGUGACGCUUCCCAAGAGGCGUAUGGUGCUUGUGUUUACGUUCGCUCAGUUGGACAGAAUGGUGUUUGGAAUGCACAGCUGUUGUGUUCAAAGAGUCGCGUAGCACCUCUGAAGGGCGCAACCAUUCCAAGAUUAGAGUUGAGCGGAGCGUUGUGUUUAGCGGAGUUGAUUCAGAAAGUUUCCGAAUCUUGGGGUAUCGAUUGUCGGUCAUGUAGACUGUGGACAGACUCUAUGGUGGUUUUAGGAUGGAUAAAUGCUCAAUCUAGUUGCUUGAAGACGUAUGUGUCUAAUAGAGUAAAUCAAAUUCUAGAAUUAACGGAUGCUAAACAAUGGAAUUACGUGAAUACAAGGGAUAAUCCAGCGGACGCUAUAUCACGAGGGAUUAGUGCACGAGCUUUAAUUACAUCGACACUAUGGUGGCAGGGUCCGAGCUGGUUAAGGAUGGAAGAAAGUGCAUGGGUUCCACGCUUGCAACAAGUAUUGAAGGAACAAGAUCUACCGGAAAGAAGAGGCUUAAAGUUAGCGCUGAUUGUAAGUAAGAACACGCACGCGAUCAUACAGCAUUACUCUGAUUGGAAUAAAUUAAAGCGAGGAGUCGCCUGGCUGUUACGCUUUAUGGAUUAUGUGAAGGAUCGAAAUUCUACAUCGCAGUUGCCGUACCAUUCUGUGAGUGAGCUAAGGCGCGCUGAAAGGUGGAUAUUACAAAGAGUUCAAAGUGAAAUGUUUUGUACUGAAGUACACGCCCUCAUAGAAGGCAAGGAAAUACCCGUGCGAAGUAAGUUAAGAAGCUUAAAUCCUUUUAUGAAGAAUGGAUUGAUUGUGGUUGGUGGUCGGUUGAAUAAUGCCGAGGCUCCUGAGACAUACAAGCAUCCGAUGGUGUUACCAGCUGAGCACAAGGUCACGAAGUUAAUCUUUAGACAGAAGCAUGCAGAGCAGUUACAUUGCGGGCCACAAGUGUUGUUGGCUGAAGUUCGGAGACAGUACUGGCCGUUGCGAGGGCGAGCGAGUGCUCGUUCUAGUGUAUUAAAAUGUGUAAAGUGCGUGCGUGCAAGACCACGUUUCACAGAGCCAUUCAUGGCUCCCUUGCCGAAACAAAGAGUUCAAGGCACAUAUCCAUUUGCUGUUACUGGAGUCGAUUUCGCAGGACCAUUAAUAAUUCGUAGUGGUGCUCGCAGAGUAGUGGGAAUUAAGCGGUAG